Molecule: messenger RNA, 1446 nt
Organism: Arabis nemorensis
Lineage: Eukaryota; Viridiplantae; Streptophyta; Magnoliopsida; Brassicales; Brassicaceae
Source: the annotation of a GenBank genome assembly
AUGAAUCGUCUUUUUAGCAAAUCGCUUUGUACCUCAGUCGCCGGACCAAAUCUGAAACCACCACCACCGGCUGAUUCCGCCGCCAUUGCCAAGCUUAUCCUCUCUUCUCCCACCAAAACCCUAGACGAUCAAUUUCUACUCUCCACCAAAACCCCAUGGACACCAGAGCUCGUUAACUCUGUCCUCAAACGCCUCUGGAACCACGGCCCUAAAGCCCUCCAAUUCUUCCACUUCCUCGACCAUCACCACCGCGAAUAUAUCCACGCCUCUUCCUCCUUCGACCUCGCGAUCGACAUCGCCGCUCGUCUUCACCUUCACACCACCGUCUGGUCCUUAACCCACCGUAUGCGCUCUCUCCGCCUCGGUCCUUCUCCGAAAACCUUUGCAAUCGUCGCCGAGAGGUACACUUCCUCUGGGAAACCCGAUAAAGCCGUAAAGCUCUUUCUGAAUAUGCACGAACAUGGCUGUUUUCAGGAUUUAGCUUCUUUCAAUACGAUUCUCGAUGUCCUGUGUAAAUCCAAACGCGUAGAGAAAGCUUAUGAGUUGUUUAGGGCUCUUAGGGGGAGAUUUAGUGCUGAUACUGUUACAUACAAUGUGAUUGUUAAUGGUUGGUGUUUGAUUAAACGUACCCCUAAGGCUUUGGAGGUUUUGAAAGAGAUGGUGGAGAGAGGGAUAAACCCUAAUUUGACCACUUAUAACACAAUGCUCAAAGGGUUUUUCAGAGCAGGGCAGAUUAGGCAGGCUUGGGAAUUCUUCUUGGAGAUGAAGAAACGGAAGUGUGAAAUCGAUGUUGUUACUUACACAACCGUGGUUCACGGCUUUGGUGUCGCGGGGGAGAUAAAUCGGGCGAGGAAUGUAUUCGAUGAGAUGAUUAGAGAAGGAGUGCUUCCUUCUGUUGCGACACAUAAUGCUUUGAUUCAGGUUUUGUGUAAGAAAGAUAGCGUAGAGAAUGCUCUUGUGAUGUUUGAGGAAAUGUUGAGGAAAGGUUAUGAACCGAAUGUGACGACUUAUAAUGUGUUGAUAAGAGGGUUAUUUCACGCUGGACAGUUCAGUCGCGGAGAGGAGUUGAUGCAGAGAAUGGUGAAUGACGGCUGCGAACCAAACUUCCAGACAUACAAUAUGAUGAUACGCUAUUAUUCAGAAUGCUGCGAGAUUGAGAAAGCGUUGGGUUUGUUUGAGAAGAUGGGGAGUGGGGAUUGCUUGCCAAACCUGGAUACAUAUAACAUACUGAUAAGUGGAAUGUUUGUGAGAAAAAGAUCAGAAGAUAUGGUGAUGGCUGGUAAACUAGUGCUUGAGAUGGUCGAGAGAGGGUUUAUACCACGGAAAUUCACUUUUAAUCGAGUUCUGAAUGGGCUUCUCCUGACAGGAAAUCAAGCUUUCGCAAAGGAGAUCUUGAGGUUGCAGAGUAAAUCUGGUAGCCGGCUUACCCGGAAGUUCAGGCUAUGA